Molecule: messenger RNA, 1742 nt
Organism: Sphaerodactylus townsendi
Lineage: Eukaryota; Metazoa; Chordata; Lepidosauria; Squamata; Sphaerodactylidae
Gene: SOX18
Product: SRY-box transcription factor 18
Exons: 2
Coding region: 217-1512 (431 amino acids)
Biological process (GO): lymphangiogenesis; angiogenesis; vasculogenesis
Molecular function (GO): DNA-binding transcription factor activity, RNA polymerase II-specific; RNA polymerase II cis-regulatory region sequence-specific DNA binding
Source: RefSeq, a predicted model, not a curated record
UUGCUCUGCAAUUGUGGGGUUGUUUUUUUUGCAUCGGGGGGGGGGUCGCUGCUUUUUCGGGGUUGGGGCGGGGGAAAGGGGGCCGCCUGCUUGCUCUUUCCAAAGGAGGGGGGUCGCCCGUCCGUGCUCCUUGGCUCGCCCCGCCAAAGGGCCCCGAUUCUCCGCUUUGGCCACUCGCCUUCUGCUCUUCCCCCCCCCAAGGCCCGUCCAGCUGGAAUGCAUAGACCUGAGCCCCGCUACUGCCCAGAGGAGUUACCCCCACCCCGAGGCGACUUUUCAUGGGGAGCCGCGCCGGCAGCCCCCCCAGCCGCUGAGCCCGGGCUCGCCUACCCGCCGCCCGCCGCCGGUUCGAGCCCCAGCCCCGCCGGAGCAGCAGCAGCAGGAGGAGGAGGAGGAGGAGGAGGAGGAGGAGAGGCGCCCAGCCGCUCGCCCAGCCCGGAUCCGGACCCGGCCGGCUAUGGCUACUGCUCCGGCUCCGGCCCCGGCCGCUGCGAGGCCAAAGGCGCCGGCGGGGGCGGCGGCGACGACUCCCGCAUCCGACGCCCCAUGAACGCCUUCAUGGUCUGGGCCAAGGACGAGAGGAAGCGGCUGGCCCAGCAGAACCCGGACCUGCACAACGCCGUGCUGAGCAAGAUGCUGGGCCAGUCGUGGAAAGCCCUCGGCGCCAGCGACAAGCGCCCCUUCGUGGAGGAGGCGGAGAGGCUGCGGAUCCAGCACCUUCAAGACCACCCCAACUACAAGUACCGCCCGAGGAGGAAGAAGCAGGCGAAGAAGAUCAAGAGGAUGGAGCCAAACAUCCUUCUGCAUAACCUUUCCCAGUCUUGCGGCGACAGCUUCCGGCUGAACCCCCGCGGCGCCGCGGGAAACAUUGGCCACCUGGGCCAGCCUCCCCCUCUCAACCACUUCCGGGAACUCCGGUCGGUCGGUUCGGAUAUCGAAAACUAUGGCCUGCCGACCCCGGAGAUGUCCCCCUUGGACGUCUUGGAGCAGAGCGAGCCGGCCUUUUUCCCUCCUCACAUGCAAGACGACUGCAGCGUGAUGUCCUUCCGGGGCUACCACCACCCGCCCCCUCCUCCACCCCAGAUGGAGUUUCCCUCCGAAAAGAACCUGGGGCGGAACAUGCCGAUGGGCUACUCGCCGACUCCCCCGCCGCACCUGGCUGACGCCAUGAGGACUCCCCACCCGCCUGGGCUGUACUACAACCAGAUGUGUGCCGGAGCUGCUGGCGGCCUCUCGGCCCAUUUGGGUCAGCUUUCCCCACCUCCUGAGUCUCACCACCUGGACGGCGUCGAGCACUUGAACCCCACCGAGCUUUGGACAGAAGUGGACCGCAACGAGUUUGACCAGUAUUUGAAUAUGAGCAGGACUCGUCCCGAGGCCUCGGGCCUCCCCUACCAUGUCUCCUUGUCCAAAGUGACUCCUCGAAGUCUCUCCUGUGAGGAAAGCAGUUUGAUAUCAGCUUUGUCUGACGCGAGCAGUGCCGUCUACUACAGUGCCUGUAUCACUGGGUAGGGCUUGUCCUUCGGGCUGGGUCUUUGCCAAGGAAAGAGCUCGAGGGCAUCUCUGCAUUGUAUCGCUGCAGCUGGUAUGGCCAAUAUCCUCUUUCCCAAAGGAGUCCUGGAAACAUUGGUUCUCCAGAGUGGGACUAGGCCGCAGUGGUGGCGAACCUUUGGCACUCCAGAUGUUAUGGACUACAAUUCCCAUCAGCCCCUGCCAGCAUGGUCAAUUGGCCAUCCUGGCAG